Molecule: messenger RNA, 967 nt
Organism: Periophthalmus magnuspinnatus
Lineage: Eukaryota; Metazoa; Chordata; Actinopteri; Gobiiformes; Gobiidae
Gene: dnajc30b
Product: DnaJ (Hsp40) homolog, subfamily C, member 30b
Exons: 2
Coding region: 149-958 (269 amino acids)
Source: RefSeq, a predicted model, not a curated record
AUCGGUCUCUCCAGUCCGGCAAAAUGGCAGAGGUCGGGGACAUGAAUACAAGAGUUUUUGUCCUUUUUUAGCUCCUAGAAUACGACUUAUCUGUUAUUUGUCCCAUGGUAUUGCGGUAUGAGUUGGACAUAAGCUACGUGAACAUAUCAUGAAGAACAGUUUACUACGAGUCAACCUCUGGUCCAAUCACUGCAGAAUGUCACCCUGGACAAGACAAGUGUUUUUAUGUGCACAACCAGACACUUUCAUAUGCAUCCAGCAGUUCAAGUCUUUCUGCACAUUUGCUUUUGUUCUGCCAGAGCAAAGAUUCAAGAGACCUGUAAGAUUGCAGUCCUCUACUGAACAACAAAUAUGCCUCAGCACCAGGCACUACAGCUGGAGAAGAAGAGAUGACCAAAACAUAGAUGAUUUGCCACUGUAUAGAAGUAGGACCGCUUAUUAUGAUAUCCUAAAAGUCACACCUCAUGCCACACAGGCUCAGAUCAAAACAGCCUACUACAAACAGUCCUUUAUCUACCAUCCUGACAAAAACCCAGGGAACAUGGAGGCAACGCAGGCUUUCUCUGAGAUCAGUGAGGCCUACACUGUACUGGGAAACAUCAAUCUGAAGAGGAAAUAUGAUCGGGGCAUCUUGAGUGAGUCUGAUGUCCGAGGUGCAGGGAAACCUUCUAAAGCCAGUUCCAGCAGCAGCAAGCAAACAGGUUCUACACAGCAGCAGAGGGGCAGGCAUUUUACCCAACGAGGAGAAAAAGUCUUUUAUGAUUUUGAUGCCUUUUAUAAAGCACACUAUGGAGAACAACUGCAAAGAGAGCAAGAAAUGAGAGCCAGGAAGCAGCGCAUACAAGAAAUGCAUGAGAAGAAAAAGAUGGCAUGGCAGCAUACAAAAAUUUUAGAAAUUCUCGCGACUAUGUUGUGUGCAUCAGCUGGGUUCAUCCUCUAUAACAUUAAAAAAUCCUGAUAUUAUUUA